AUGUCUUUUCGUACAAAAUUCAUUGAAUUAUUCAAAGAGAUUGGCGUCAAAUAUCCAAUCGUUUCCGCUCCGAUGGCCUAUGUAACGAGUGUAGAAUUGGCUACACAGGUUACUCGGGCUGGAGGAUUAGGGUUCAUUCCGGCGGGAGUUUCAACUGCCGAGGGUUUAGACCAAGAUCUCACGAGAGCGAAACAUUUGUUUGAUAAUGGCCCUACCGAAAUUCUUCCAAUUGGAGUAGGAUUUUUUAAUUUCAUUCUCGAUUCGCAAACUGGAAGAGACGAAAAACACGUGCCUUCCGCCCUAAAGACCGUCCUCUCCCAUAAGCCGGCCGCCGUCUGGUUCACAUUCGUUGAGUCAGCCAUCACUUCGGCAAACUUGGGAGUGGAUGUCAUUGUAGCUCAGGGAUGUGAUUCGGGUGGUCACGGGUUGGCCAAUAAUGCAAGCGCGCUAACCUUGGUGCCUGAAACAAUCGAUGCCCUCAAUGAUUGCAAGAACGGUCACAUACCGGUAUUAGCUGCUGGCGGAAUUAUGGAUGGACGCGGUUUGACCGCUAUGCUCGUGCUUGGUGCAUCUGGUGUAGUGAUGGGGACCCGGUUCGCAGCAUCCAGGGAAAGUCUUUCAAAACCUGCUGCAAAAGAGAUGCUCGUGAACGCGCGUGAUGGGGGUGUGUGUACAGUGAGAACCAGUGUUUUUGAUAACCUGAAGCAACCAAACAUAUGGCCUAAAAAGUUCGAUGGAAGAGCUUUAAAAAACAAAACUUUCGAAGAAGGUGACAUUGAUUUUGGUGAUGAGGAGAAGACGGCGGAGAGAAGAAGGAUCUACUCGGAUGCGGUGAAAAAUGGCGAUUAUUCUCGCGCGGUGAUUUAUGCGGGAACGGGUAUCGGACUUGCAAAAGAAAUCAUGUCGGCCAAGGAAAUUAUUGAAUCGACGAUGAACGAAGCUAGAACUAUAAUGGGAAGCGUUGCAAAGCUUUAG
This is a messenger RNA of Acaulospora colombiana, 975 nucleotides long. The record is from the annotation of a GenBank genome assembly. NCBI's taxonomy places the organism in Eukaryota, Fungi, Glomeromycota, Glomeromycetes, Diversisporales, Acaulosporaceae.